GCCUCUUCCGGCCCACCGCGCUGCCUCCGCGUGUGGCAGACGCGCUAGUGGCUUUAACUCCUGGGCUUGGCGACCGGAGAGGGGCCAUGGCGGCGGAGGUGUUGCCGAGCGCGAAGUGGCUGUACUGUGGGGAGCCCGACGAAAGCCAGAGAGCUGUCCUGGUUCAGUUCUCCAAUGGGAAGCUGCAGAAUCCAGAUAACAUGCGCUUUAGCUUGUACAAGAACAAGGACUCCACCAAUCCCAGGAAGAAGAGCCAGCGGAUCCUGGCAGCUGAAACAGACAGACUUUCCUACGUGGGAACCAAUUUUGGGACUGGAGCACUCAAAUGCAACACUCUGUGCAGACACUUUGUGGGAAUUUUGAACAAGACCUCUGGCCAAAUGGAAGUAUAUGAUGCUGAAUUAUUCAACAUGCAGCCACUGUUUUCAGAUGAAUCAGUGGAGAGUGAAUUGACACCAGAGAGUGAGAGCAAAACCUUUAGAGAUAAGAUGGACUCUUGCAUUGAAGCCUUCGGUACCACCAAACAGAAGCGGGCUCUGAACUCCAGGAGAAUGAACAGAGUUGGCAAUGAAUCUUUGAAUCGUGCAGUAGCUAAAGCCGCAGAGAGUAUUAUUGAUACAAAGGGUGUGACCGCUCUGGUCAAUGAUGCCCUCCACGAUAACUUGCAAGACGACUCCCUCUGCCUUCCUCCCUGCCACGCGGAUGCAGCCAAGCCUGAAGAUGUGUACAAAUUUGAAGACCUUCUUUCCCCUGCGGAGUAUGAAGCUCUUCGGAGCCCAUCUGAAGCUUUCAGGAAUGUCACAUCAGAAGAAAUACUGAAGAUGAUCGAAGAGAACAGCCACUGCUCCUUUGUCAUAGAAGCGUUGAAGUCCUUGCCAUCAAAUGAGGAGAGCCGAGACCGCCAGGCCCGGUGCAUAUGGUUUCUGGACACACUCAUCAAGUUCCGAGCACAGAAAGUGAUUAAGCGGAAAAGUGCCCUGGGACCUGGAAUUCCACACAUCAUCACCACCAAACUGCUGAAGCACUUCACCUGCGUGACCUACAACAAUGGCAGUUUACGCAACUUAAUUUCCGAUUCCAUGAAGGCAAAGAUCAUUGCGUAUGUGAUCGUACUCGCCUUGCAUAUAAACGACUUCCAGAUUGACCUGACGUUGUUACAGAGGGACCUGAAGCUCAGUGAGAAAAGGAUGCUCGAGAUAGCAAAGGCCAUGAGGCUGAAGAUCUCUAAGCGAAAGGUGUCUCUGGCAGCCGGCGGGGAGGAGGAGCACAGACUGGGUACUCUGUGCAUCCCGCUGCCUCCAGCGCAGACCUUGGACCGCCAGUCAAAGCGGAGGAGACUCACGUAGAGGUGUGCUUUCCAGACAGAAGCUUGGCCACACAACAGCCACUUCCUCUGUUCAUUUCCAUUUUCAUUUUUUAAAAGGGGGAAAAGAAGCCUUGCUCUGGCAUGGGUAUGAAGCCACAAGCCAGCCUCUCAGUCAUGCUUGUCUUAAGCAAAAACAUAAAGUGACCACCAUAUUGGACUUUGUCUCCCUCCUUCAGUGUUGCUGUGAUUAUAAAUGGCAGAUGGUUCUUGUGUUGUUUCACAUGUGGCGAUGUGGGAGGUGGGGCUUGGGAAGCCAGAGCCAAAAGAUCUCCCAGAAAACAAAUUGUACCACAUGAUCUUAAGAAGAAAGGAGCUGAAUACAUGGGUAAGCUGUAAAGUUGUUAGAGGGGUGCAGGAGUGGGAAUCAGGAGGUUGCCAUCAGAAGUGCUCAGUUCAGAACACACUGCUGGGUUGCCAUCCAGGCAUCAAGAAACCACUCCACCCCACAACUGCUUGAAUUCAUGAAGCUGUGACUGGACACCGAGUUCAGCCACCCACGCUUUUAAUACCCACAUUCCCACCCCCUUGCUGGUCAGCACAAGUAACCAAAAGAUCAAGAAGCUGCUUUCCAUGUUGCUUCCUUCUGUGAGUGCUUAUGUAGGAACCUAAUUUGCAUCCAGAAUCCUAACAGCAGGGGAGUCUUGAAAAUAGGUUUCAGCUCUCCAGCUUCUAGUUACAGAAAGGCAUACUUGAAGGAGAUGGGAAUGGAUUCUGUCUGCCCCAGGGGAGAUGGAGAAGUCAGUGUCCUGAGGGGUGCUGUGAGGAAUGGGAAUGUGAUAUGGAGGCUUGGGUAUGUGGCUAACAUUCAGACUCAGAUCUUCAAGGCUUUUCUGGGAGCAGCUAAAGUUUGUGGUGCUCAGUGCUGGGGAGCGAGGAGCAGUGAAGGAAGGAAGACAGAAUUCAUCUCUGAAAAUGAGAAAGGGGGAAGUCUAUGCAGCAGCUGGGCCAUCCAUCAGGGAAGAGGGUGGAAAUGAGUCCUAGAUGACUCACUUGACAGGCGGUCCUUGUAUUUCUUCGAGCUCUGGGAUGCUGCUAUGAGAGCCCCUUCUGAGCGAGGCCACGCCUACAGUGUGUAUUUUUCAUGCUCUUCUCCGGUUUGUCUCAUUCGUGUCUGAUCCUAGGUAGUGGGCAUUUGUAGCAUAUGUUGUCUCCUGCAGAGGUGUGAGCAGGCAAUCUAAAUGCCGCUUGUGUUUCCUGAUCUAACCUGUUGUGAAAAUCAAGUAUGUGACUCUGCAUUCCUGAUCUGCCUCUGGGAAAAGAACUAAUGUGCUUAUAGGGUAGAAUGUGUUUUCAUGCAUGUUUUUUAGAUUCUGAGGGGCUGUCACUUGGAAUUUCCAGGAAUGAUUGGGUCACAGCAUGUGACCAGGCCUCUGAACAACCUCUGUCUCAGAGGAAGCAGCCUGUCUUCAGUGACUCACAGAGCAGUGGUAUCGAUAGGGAAGAGUCUAGGAUGGCAGGUACUCGUCCUGGGUGACAACAGGUGUAACCUCACUAAAUGUAGGCGGUGCAUUCGCAGAGGCUGAAAAGCACAUUUCUGUAUAUAAGGCGCUGGUGUGUUGAAAGGCUCAAGAGGGUCCUUGUUCCACUUGAACUAGUCUCCUGAAAGCAGCUAGCACAGUGCCUGACGCAGGCAGUGUAUGUAGAAUGAGUCAUAGUUCAUGAACUGCACCUUCUUUCCUUGGCAGGGCUAUUCGGGGGUAAACACUUGCAGAAUAAUGGAAUCGUAUUUAUUUUUUUAUAGUUCUAAAAAACCAUUUGUUUACUAAUAAAUCCACAGUGGAUAUCUUGAUCUCACCAAGUGUCCUGCCAUAAGGUCUCCUGCUGUCCUCUUUGAAGAAAGGGAGGCUGUGGGCUAGAAUCGUACCCUUAAUAAGACUUGCAGU
Molecule: messenger RNA, 3249 nt
Organism: Myotis myotis
Lineage: Eukaryota; Metazoa; Chordata; Mammalia; Chiroptera; Vespertilionidae
Gene: POLR1E
Product: RNA polymerase I subunit E
Exons: 12
Coding region: 87-1346 (419 amino acids)
Biological process (GO): RNA polymerase I preinitiation complex assembly; nucleolar large rRNA transcription by RNA polymerase I; transcription elongation by RNA polymerase I
Cellular component (GO): RNA polymerase I complex
Molecular function (GO): DNA binding
Source: RefSeq, a predicted model, not a curated record